AUGGCCGCAAAGACCUUCACCCGCGACGAGGUCGCCAAAAACAACACCGAGGACUCCCUUUGGUGCAUCAUCGACUCCAAGGUUUACGACCUCACCGACUUCGUCGACGGCCACCCGGGCGGCGAGGCCGUCCUCCGCCAGGUCGCCGGCCGCGACGCCACCGCCGACUUCUACAACCUCCACCGUCACGAGGUCCUGACAAAGUACGACAAGACGCUCGUCAUCGGCACCGUCGCCGGCGAGACGCCUCAGGUCGUCGUCGCCGGCCCGGGCGAGCUCUCCGCCGUCCCCUACGCCGAGCCCACCUGGCUCACCCCGCAGUUCAAGUCCCCCUACUUCAACGACUCCCACCGCUCGCUGCAGCGAGCCAUCCGCGACUUCACCGACCGCGAGAUCACCCCCGUCGCCCUCGAGUGCGAGGAGAAGGGCGAGCUCAUCCCCCAGGAGCUCAUCGAUAAGAUGUCCCGCGCCGGCGUGCUGCACAUGCGCCUCGGCCCCGGCAAGCACCUGCAUGGCGUCAACUUGCUCAACGGCGCCGUCAAGGGCGAGGAGUUUGACUACUUCCACGACAUGAUCCUCAGCCAGGAGAUGGCGCGCACCAACUGCCGCGGCUUCCAGGACGGCAUGAUGGCCGGCAUGACCAUCGGCCUGCCCGUCGUCCUCAACUUUGCCAACUCCGACUCCCUGAAGAAGCGCAUCGCGGAUGAGGUUUUCAGCGGCCGCAAGAAGAUUUGCCUAGCCAUCACCGAGGCCUUUGCUGGUAGCGACGUUGCGGGCUUGAGAACUACCGCCACCAAAACGCCCGACGGCAAGCACUACAUCGUCGAUGGCAGCAAGAAGUGGAUUACGAAUGGUGUUUUCUGUGAUUAUUUUGUCACCGGAGUUAAGACCGACAAGGGUCUCAGUGUCCUCCUGAUCGAGCGCGGCGAGGGCGUUGAAACCAAGGCCAUCAAGACGUCCUAUUCGCCUGCCGCCGGUACGACUUACAUCACCUUUGACAAAGUCAAGGUCCCCGUCGAGAACCUCCUGGGCCAGGAGAACAAGGGAAUCCACGUCAUCCUGAGCAACUUUAACCACGAGCGGUGGACCAUGGCUUGCGCCACAAUCCGCCAGUGCCGGACCAUUGUCGAAGAGUGCCUCCUUUGGGCGAACCAGCGCCUCGUCUUCGGCAAGAAGCUCAUCGACCAGCCCGUCAUCCGCCUCAAGCUUGCCAAGAUGAUCGCCCUCACCGAGGCCAACCAGUCCUGGCUCGAGACCAUCACCUACCAGAUGAACCAGAUGCCCUACAAAGAGCAGGCCAAGCACCUCGGCGGGCCCAUCGGCCUCCUCAAGAUGAGCGCGACCCGCGCCGCCCACGAGAUCGCCGACGAGGCAGUCCAAAUCUGGGGCGGCCGCGGCCUCACCCGGACCGGCAUGGGCCGCGUCAUCGAGAUGUUCAACCGCAGCUACAAGUUCGACGCCAUCCUUGGCGGCGCCGAAGAGGUCCUCGGCGACCUGGGCGUCCGGCAGGCCAUGAAAUUCAUGCCCAAGGCGAAGUUGUAA
Molecule: messenger RNA, 1542 nt
Organism: Colletotrichum graminicola M1.001
Lineage: Eukaryota; Fungi; Ascomycota; Sordariomycetes; Glomerellales; Glomerellaceae
Product: acyl-CoA dehydrogenase domain-containing protein
Exons: 4
Coding region: 1-1542 (513 amino acids)
Molecular function (GO): flavin adenine dinucleotide binding; heme binding; acyl-CoA dehydrogenase activity
Source: RefSeq, a predicted model, not a curated record